This is a messenger RNA of Episyrphus balteatus (marmalade hoverfly), 16287 nucleotides long. RefSeq names its product titin (gene M7BP). The coding region runs from base 69 to 15797 and encodes 5242 amino acids. The record is from RefSeq and is a predicted model, not a curated record. The transcript is spliced from 15 exons. NCBI's taxonomy places the organism in Eukaryota, Metazoa, Arthropoda, Insecta, Diptera, Syrphidae.
UUUUAAAAUUAUAAUAAUUAUUGACGUUUUAUUGAAAAAAAACGAGAUUUAAAAGAAAAAAGUUAAAAAUGGCUGAAUUGGAUAUCAGUGGUAAUAGCAUACAGCUGGACUGUAGUGUGGACAGUGGAAUAUGUGUGGAUGGUGUGACAAAAGAUUUAAAGAAAAAACUUCAGGAAUUUAAAAGGAUUUUAUUUAUACUCGAACGAGACAAAGAAGCAAUGAGAUUGCUCAGGGAGAGACUAAGCCGCAUAGCAGAACGCAAAAUAGUCAAAAAGAAAAAAGAUGGCCAAACUGUGUGCAAUGUUUGCUUUACGCCAAUCGAUACCGAUGAUUCAAAAACAUGCAUAGCGUGUUGUUUAUGUGCCAAAAAUGUAUGCCGGGGCGAAAAAUGCUCCGAAUGGGUCCCGAAAGAUGCAGAAUGGAGAUGUCAAUUGUGUUCAGCCAGAAGGGAUUCCUAUGGUAAAGCAUCGACAUGGGUGCAAGAACAGUAUGCAGUGAAGAGAGCCAGUUCGGUGGAGUGUUCUUAUCCGAUGCGUGCUAGGAGUGAAAUUUACAUUCCACUUUGUGAUCCCAAUGAGUCAGCAUUUUUAUGUAAUUUUGAGAGUGUUAGUGAAGCUCCUUCGCCGAUAAAUCCAAAUCAAAAACAACACAUAAGGGAGUAUAUUGAGGAGGUAUUGGCGGAUAUGAUUGGGGGUUCUUUGGAAACAACAGCAGUGGAACAGAUAUCAACAAAUGGCAACUACAUCAGACUUUUUGAUAAAUUUCAUGAAACAUUAAGUCGUCAUUUUAUUGUGCUAGAACAUUUUUUAUAUCGAUCAUUUGAAGACCAACAUGCCAGAAAUGGAAAUGAGCUUCAGGGCAUAUCAAACGUCAGGUUACGACGUCUAAUUGAAAGUAUAAUUGCUGAAACAAUACGUCAACCACCUUUUGCAUCGGCUGGUUUGAUAACAACAACAACAACAACUGCAAUUGAUUCAAAUGAAAUUGAUGGCCAUCAUGAAGCGUUACCAUUGAAUGGCAAUCAUUGUAAUGGAAAUGGUGGACAGUAUUUUGAAUCGAAGAAAUAUCAGGAUCUUCUGGCAACAGCUGUCCUCAAUAAGAUUGUCAAUACCCAUGGAAAUGGACGACACUCAGAAAGUAGCCCUGAUCUAACGACCUCAUCGGUUUUAGAUAACAAUCACAAUGCUCUCAAUCUCAACAAAACAGAUGAGAGCCUUUCAUCUAGCAGCUCAGUAGAACCGCGAAGUGAAAGCAGUCUAACGGAUCCCAUUCGUAGUAUCAAUAAUAAAGAUGAUGGCAAUUAUGAAAAUUUUUAUGAUGAUGUUGCGAAUGAUAACAUUGAAGCCGAUAGAGAAUCUGUUCUUAGUGAUUUUAUCUCAUCACAUAUGGUUCCGCUGCCACAAAUAUCAGCUGAACCAGCAUCUGACGAGGAUGAAGAUGAAGAAGAUUUCAUAUCGGUGGCUUCUAGUCGUGAUGCAGGAUGGGAGGACAAUUGGCUCUUCAAAAAGAAGAAAUCCAAUACGACUUCUUCAAGCGUCGGUAUGCUAGUGCCUGCACCAAAAGAAGACAUCCGAGCCUUGAUUGGUGAUAAACCAACCGAUGAAAUCAGUGAUCUUUCUGAAGUCGGUUCGGAUACUGAUGAUUCGUCCUUGGAAAUGGUUAGUGCUAGCUUGGAACCUCUUAACGAUAGACUCGUCAACAAACAUUUGAUUGGUGGAAAGAAUACAAAACCAGUUCUCGAUGAAAUUGCCGAUCGAACCAGUAUGAUUUCGGUGUCUUCACUUCCCGAUAAUGUACCGCCAUAUACUGAAACCAAAAAUGAAUUUGUUGUUAGCAACGACGGACUCAACGAAUCACAAUCAUUGAAGAUAUCUGUAAAUAAUUGUAACAAUGCCAUUAGCAAUGAAGCAAUCAAUUCAAAUGUUACAAAAGCACCUAUUGCCACAAAAGUUGAGAAGCUUACAAAGGAAAAGGCAAUAGAAAUUACAGAUGAUGAGUCAAUUGUCCCUCCUCCCAAUGAUUUCACAGACGAUGAAAAAAUGCGUAACUUAUUGGCCAAAUUCAAUGAAGAACAAAAUAACAAAACGGACUCGGGAGAUGAUAACUCUUCGUCCAUGUCACCACGUUCAUCGAUAAGCUGUGCUUUAUCAGAGUCGUUUGUGUUUUCAGCGGGAAUCGAUAGAGCUGAAUUGGACGCUUAUGAAGGCAUUACUGACUUCAGUGUUGAAGACGAAGAAGGCCUAGCCUCUGAAAUCGAUACAGCAAUGGCUGAGAGCUCAUCUCGUCGACCAUCUGUUAUUGAGAUUUUAGCAGCUAUUGCACUGGGACCGAUGCUAGCUGUUUCAGCUUCUGACGAUCGAAAUAUGCUAACUGAAGUUGAAUUGAGUUCUUUGAUGGAGCUGAAUGAGUUGGCUAUGGCUCAAUUAAAUGCCAAAGCUGCUGAAGAUCGAAGACUUGGGGUUAUUGUUGAAGAAUCAUUUGAUAGUCAUUGUGAUGAUCACAAUGUGGAAAUAGUUGACGUAAAUGAAGAAGCUGAUUUACUGAGCUCACCGAAAAUGGUGAUGGAUGCAAUUAAAGAACUUGUGGGUAAAGAUGUCAGAAGGUAUUCAAAAAGUGAAGAGAGCUCAGUUCAAAUUGAAGAAAUAACUGAAGCAGAAGCUGAAGAAUUUACUAAAGAUAGCACCCAAUAUAAAUUAUAUGAUAAAACUGUUGACUCUGGGCAAGGAAGUUCAGAAAAUGAAUAUGACCUAAAUGAAGAUAACAAAAAUAAUGAGAAAGUAGAUACAGAAAACAAGCAUACCACCAGCGAAACAGAACCAGUAGUCACAGGAGAAAUUCUUCCAAGUCAGUCUGAAGAUGGAACGACAAAGGUUGAAGUACACAAAAAUCCGGAACCUUCCGAAGAUACAUUUGAAAUUGUGUCUGAAGAAAUUGUAAAUAAAGAGGAAACUUUAAGUCAGUGUAAGGAAGAAACUAUUCAGCCUUGUGAAAUGAAGAAAGAAUUAGAGCCUACCGAUGAACCAAAGAAUUCAGCAGAACCCUUAGAUGAAAAUCAGAUUUCAAUCGAUGAAGACAAUUGCAAUCCAAUGACAAGCCUGUCAGAUGAUCUCGGUUUCGAAAAAAUCAUACCUGAAGACACAAGUAGUAUAUCAGAUGAAUCUCUGCACACCAUUGGAUCAUCACCAUCAGAAUGUUCUGAUCUUGAAGGUGAUACAACUACAUUUUAUAAUGAUGAAAAAGUGAAUUCAGCUCCUGCUGAAUUAACCGAUGAUCAAAAAUUACAACAAUCUAAAGAAAACGACAAGAAUACGAAUGAAUUUAUUUUACCUCCACCAACUGCAUUUUGUGAUGAAGAAUUGAAAAAAUUAAAUGAAGAUGGUGGAAAUAUUGAAUCAAGUCAAGUGACUGAAGCGCACAUAAAUUCUGAGGAAGUAAAAGCUGAAACUCAAAUGACUUCUGCAAAUAGCACCAAUGAACAAGAAAUUAAAACUAAUGAAGAAGAAACGCACACUGAAAACCAAUGCACUGAUAUAAAAAAUACAACUGAAGAUAUUCAAAGUGAUCCAGAAGUAAAAGAAGCUGAAGAAACUGUUUCAAUACCAGAAAUAGAAGAAGUUUCUACAUCAAAGGAAGUUCUUCCUCAAAGUGAAAAGUCAGAAGAACCACCUGACAAACAGUCUUUGGAUGAAAAUCAAUCCAAACCCGAAGAUCAGUCUUCUUCUGAAAUAGUUUCAACACCAGAAACAAUUGAUAACGAUCCCAUUCAAAGUUCUGAAAUCGAAUCAGAAACUCAGAAUCAAGAUAGUGAAUCAAAAGGUGUGGAAGGUAACACCAAACUCUCAACUGAAGAAACAGAAAAAACUGAAGAAUGCAAGUCUACAAAUUUAACUGAAGACCAACCUGAUUCCACAGAUCUUGUUGACACCCAAAUGAGUUCUGAAAAAUCUUGUGAAGAAAAUUCAAGUGCUGCAAUUCCAAUUGAUGAAAUAAAGCAAAACAGUGCUUCAGAUGGGAAUUCAGAGGAAGUAAGCUCUCAAGAGACUCCAAAACCUGAAACUAAUGCAGAAAUUGAAGAAAAUUCAUCAACGUUAGAAGUUUUAUCAACUGACGAACAACUUGAAGAUCAAAGUUCUUCAAAUCUUCCAGUAAAUAAAGCUUCUAAAGUCGAAUCAACUGAAGAAAUUUCAAAUAAGGAGGCUAUUGAAAAUCUUAAGGAAAACACUGCUGAAGUUCCUGAAAACGAUACUUCUUCCUUUAAAACUGAAGAAAGUUCCAAACAGCCAGAGGUUGAAGAAUCGAAUAAAUCUUCAACUAUUGAAAAUACUCAAGUUCUGCAAGAAGACACAGUCAAAACAGAACUUGAAGAAAAUUUACAAUCUGAAAACAAAAGCGGCGAAAUACAAGAAGCUAAAAUUGAAGAUACUGAAGUGACAAAGGUCAAUGAAGAAACUCCAAUUGACAAUAUUUCCGACGAUAAGGUACCCUCAACCGAUGAUAAAACUGAAGUUGUAAGCUUUUCAAUAGAUGAAAAUAUUGCAAAAUCAGAAGAUGAAAUAGUCGAAAACAGCCUUGACAUUUUGAAAAUUAAUGAACAACCAAAAUCUGAAGAUGUUUCUUCUGAAGAACCUACAAACGAUGUACCAUGCAAUUUGGAAACAUUUGUUAAACAAAAUGAAGGUUCUUCAGAAGAAUCUGCUUCAGUUGAAAAUACCGAAACGAAGUCAAACGUAGAGGAACCAUUAAAUGAAAACUUACCACAUGAAGAUCAAAGUAAACCAAUCGAAGAAGCACAGCAAAAUGAAAGUUCUUCAGAAGAAUCUGCUUUAGCUGAAAAUCCCGAACAAAAGUCAAACGUAGAAGAUCAAACUAAACCAACUGAAGAAGCAUCGACUGAAGAAUCCGAUCCAAAGACCACCGUGCCUGAAGGUGAUAUACUUAGCAAACAACCUUCUGAAGACGUUCCUAAAGAAACAGCCGCAACUGAAGAUUGUACUCAGGAUAUAGAGAUGAAUUCAACACCAAACCCGAGUGAUGCUGUUGAGACAGAAACAAUUUCUAUUGAAGAAAAAGUUCAAUCUUCUAACACUGAUAUAGUUGUUGAUGAAUUUUCAGCUUCUGUAAAUACAAAUGAAGAAUUUUCUCCAGAAACUCCUGCGGUAGCAGAAAAUUCGGAAGAAAAGACUACUCAAAAUCCUCCUACAACUCAGAUAAGCACAUCUAAUGAAGAUGUCGAAAUAAUACCAAAAACUGUAGAAGGCAAAGAUUUGAAUGAAAUUCAAGCGAAGCCUGAGGUUGACGAACCAACUUUAGUUUUAUCCGAACCUUCAGAACCAGUUCAAAGCGAAGCUGAAUCUAGUGUUGUCAACCCUAUUCCAACAGAAGAAAGUAAUGAAGACCAAGAAAAAAAGCAAUCUGUAGUUGAAGAGAUUUCCAAGGAAAGCAAAAAUGAUUGUGAAUUACCUCCAGUUGCAAUUCCUGAACCAUCUCCACAUCUUGUUGAAAGCAAGAAGAAAAUAGUUGAAUCUCCUGAAACACCAGAAACUGCUGAUGUUGCCUCCAUUGAACCAGUAUUUCCAACAAAAUCUAUUGAUAAAACAGAAGAACCCAUUGAAGGAUCAUCACAGGCAGAAGCAGCUUUAGAAAACCUAGCUACUGAGCUUCUCAGUGAAACAGCGGAACCUGUAAGCACUGGUAUACAAAAGGAUGAAGAUCCAUCUGAAGCACCAGCAGAAGAAACAGAACCAGCUAAGGGGUCCUCAGAAAUUAAUCAAGAAGAAAAACCGAUUGAAAAUGAAACAAUACAGUCCAAUGAAGAUGUUGUAACUUCCAUAUCUGAAGAAAAAACAGAACUAAAAGAAAAUGAAGAAGUUGGUGCUACGUCAUCUACCGAAGUUACUAACGAAAGCCUAGGAAAUAAUGAAAUUGAAGCUAAAAAGACAAAUGAAGCAUCAGAUAAUGAAGUCAAAUCUUCAGAUGAUGUAUCAACAAAUGAAGAACAGUCACAAGAAAAUUCACCCAUUUCUGAUAAAUCGAUUUCCGAAGCAGAGGAAAACAAAUGUGAAAACAAGCUUUCUGAAGAACAAAAAGAAGAUCCUUUAGUUGAAGCAAUAAAUGACAAUUCAAAUCCACAAGAAGCUAUUCAAACAUCUGAACCCACAAAUGAAAUAAAAACAGAAUGUUCAUCAACUGAAGGAGUAUCAACUGAAAGUAAGGAAGAGGAAAACAUUAACCAAGAUUCUAACAAAACAACUGAUGAAGAUGUAAAAGAAGAAAUAAAAAUAGAAGAAGGUUUAAGCGACAGCAUUUUGAAAGAUUCUAAGACAGACGAUAUCAAACAAUUUGAAACUGAAAAAUCUGAUCCGCCUGAAUUUGAUAAUGCAACUGAAGAUCAAACAAAAGUCGAAGAAAUUCCUAAUAUACCAAAUCAGGAAAAUACUUCAAUAGAAGCACCAACCGUUGAUCAAGUCACAGAACCAUUAAAUAAAGAAGAAUUAUUGGAAGAAAAAAUAGGAAGUAAUGUAGAUAGUUCAAGUCCUGUCGAGAGUAAGGAAGACACAAGAAAUUCCGAUGAAUCUUCUAAGAAAAUAGAAGAUACAAAUAAGAUAUCCGCUGAAGCUUCAAUAACUGAAGACCCUGUAGUAAUUGAUGAACCUAAAACUGAAUCACUGGGUGAUACCAAAUCAUCAGCUUCGGAAGAAAUAGCUGAGGCAGUAUCAAACUCAGGUACCACAGAUGAAGAAAAACUUCAGAAAGAAGAUGAUGCUUCCAAAAAUGAGACACCGGAGGUGGAGGUAGAACCAACAAAAGUUCUAGAAGCCGAUGAAACUCAUGAAGUUACCACAGAGCAGAUUGAAAAAUCAAUAGAUGAAAUAGGUGAAGAUAAAUCCAAAAAUGAAAGCGAAAUCAAAACAGAAACUAUUGACUCCAAAGAUGAGAUUACAGAAAAACCAACUGUUAAUGAAGCAGAUGUUCCAAGCUCCGACAAUGUUUCAAUUAAAAAAGUCACAGACCCAUUAAAUAUUGAAACUGAAGAUCUUACUAAAAACGAAGCUAAUCCAACAGUAUUGGAAGAACCAAUUCUUGAUAAACAAACUGAAGACAUAAAUGGAAAUACUGAAAGUGUUGUAAGUGCAGAAGCAGAUAUACAAACAGAAGUUGGCUGCCAAGUGAUAAAGGAGGUGAUUCCUGAUAUGAAGACUGAGAACCCCCAAGAACAAAAUACUGAAGCAGAAGAAGUUGAAAAAACAGAGCUUGGAAAUGUUUCCACUGAAGAAGUUGUGAUUGAACCGGUUACUGAUACUACCGAUGCAAAUUUAAAUAUUGAGCAACAAGAAAAAGAUGAUAAGGAAUCAUUAUCUACAGAGCAAGCAAAUGAUCAAAGUACAGAUGGCAAAACAAAAACUGAAGAAAUUGAAGUGACUGAAGAAGUAUCUUCAAUCGAUGCAGUAACUAAUGUUACCGACUCUGAUUCCAGCCAAAUGAACUCGGAAACCCCUCAACCAGAAGAACCGGCAGAUAAACAAGAGGAAGUUAAAUCCAAUGAAGAAGUUUCUGAAUCUUCAAAAAUUGAAGAGAUUACAACCGAAGUUCAAAUAAGUGACCAGGAACUAAAAGAAGAAAGCAUUGCAACUAUAACUCAAGAUUCAUCAGUACAACCUGAAACAAGUGAAAAAGUGACUGAGUCUGUUCUUGAAGUUCAACCUGAAGUUGCAGCUGUUGAAGUUACAGAAGAAACAAAUGAAACAGAAAAAACUACAAGCAGUGAAUCUGAAGAAGUAAAAAUUGAGAAGGAAUCUUCAACACAAGAAAAUGUAUCUGAAGAACAAAAGGGUUCAACCCCUGCAGCUGAAGACCUUGAUGUUCCAAUAUCGAAAACAGAAGAAUCUAUUCCUCCUGGUGAUAUUUCUGAGGAGCAAGAAACUCAACUUACUGACGCCGAAGAAGUUCAGGCGAAGGAAGAAGUACCUGAAAAUCAAGAACAACCUGCUGAAAAAAUAAGCGAACAAGAAUCUUCAAUUGAAACUCAAAACGCAGUUGAAGAAGUUUCAAAAGAAACUCAAGAAAUGAAGGUACCUGAAGAAGCAGCUCCAGAUUCCCAAGAUCAAGUAUUAACAGAUUUAACAGCACAAGGAUUGAAAGAAGAGUUACCAGCUGACUGUGAGAAAGUUUCUGAAGAUUCAUCAGCACCAUUGCUAAAAACUGAAGACACACCAAUCGAAGCAUUGCCACCACCAGAUGUGCAAGAAGAGGUAUCAAAUGAUGGUGAAGUAGAAAACCUUUUAGAAGCAAAUAAUACUUCUGAAAAAGAAUCAGAGAAAGUGCAAAAAUCAGAAGAAACAGAAAUUCUGAAAAAUUCUGAAGAAGCAUUAGAACCUGUUCAAAAAUCUGAAGAAACUGAAAUUACUGAGAUGACACAACAAACAGCACAAGAUGUGUCCCAAGAGAUACUUAAUGAUAAUGGAAAUAGUCCUGAAAUAGAAAAACUCCCAGAAGAAACAAAAGAAUCUGAAGAUGUGUCAGAUAUUAAAGAGGUUACGGAGUUGCCAGUACAAGUUGUUGAAGAUGAAAAAACUCCAGAAGUAGAUAAUCUUCCAGAAGCAAUUAAAAGUUCAGAAAAAGUAUCAGAAGAACAGCAGAAGUUAGAAGCAACCGAAGCUAGUGAGAUUAAAGAAUUGACAACCCAAGAUCUUAAGAAAGUUCCUGAGACAGAAAAACUUCCAGAUGAAACCAACAAUUCUGAAGGAUCAGAACCAGUGCAGAAUUCAGAAAAUAUUAAAAUUGAUGAUAUUCCCACGCAAGAAACACCAUCCGUUGAUUCUAAGGAAGAACAACUGCUAACAGUGAUACCAAAACAAGAUGAAGAAUUGACUGCAUGUGUUGAUAAUUCCACUGAAACAGUUGAAGAAGAUGUUCCAAUUGAAAAGUCAAUAGCAGCUGAUGAAAUUUCUGAAGUAUCAAAAUCUGAAGAACUCAAAUCAACUGAAGAACUACCAUCGGUGCAAAGCUCUAUAACUGAAGCAUUAACAAGCGAAGACACUUUAAAUAACGAAGAACACAAACGAAAUACUGAAAACACAAAAGAUGCACCGAUACAAAGCGAAGAAGUACAAAAUGAAGACAAAGAAGUUGCAUUAGAAUCUCAAACCUCCAUCGCUAGUGAAAUUGUCUCGAAUUUACAAACCGAUGAUGAAAAGAUUGAAUCGAUCAUAAAUGUGAGUGAGUCAACUUUGAAAACUGACGAUGAAAAAAUAGAAGAAAUGCCUGUGGUUGAAUCUAAAAAUAUUGAAGAACCAAAAGUGCCAGAAGAAAUAACCGAAGACAAUAUACCUGUUACCACCUUAAAUGAUCAAGAAUCUGUUACUGACAAUAAAGAUGUGUCUGCAGAUUUGAUCGUUGCUGAGGAAGUUAUUCAAAAAGAAGACAGCUCUGAAACAGAAACAACAAUUUCAAAUAACUUAGAAUCUCAAAAACCUGAAGAAGCUGAUGCAGAAAAGACUUCAAAGGACUCCGAUUCUCAAAAACCUGCAGAAGCCACUCAAGAUGCGGAUACAGAAGAGGCUUCUACAGAUGAAGCAAUUUCAACUGACAACGAUAAAACCGAGAAAAGAAGCGAAGAAACAGUUCCUGAAAAAGAUGUAAGUACUUCAGUACAGGAGAUAUCUGAAGAAACUAAAACUCCUGAAGAAGAAACAGAAGCAACUAAAACUGAAGAAUCCUCUACAGAGUCUGAGAUCAAACAAAAAACACCUGAAGAAGGAGAACCUGUUGAAGAAGAAGUAACAGAAAAUGUUCCAGAACCAACAGAGGUGAUACAAGAAGAAUCUGUUGAAGUAAAAACUGCAACAGGUGUACCAAUUGAGUCACAAAAUACUGAUGUCAAAGAAGAAUUUGUGUCAGAACCAACAGAAGAGAUACAAAAAGAAACUGUCGAAGUGAAAUCAGCAACAGAUGAAGCAAUUGAAUCGCCAAAUACGGAUGUAAUAUUAGAAACCGUGCCAGAGCCAACAGAGGUGAAACAAGAAGAAGCUGUUGAAGAAAAAACUGCAACAAAUGAAGAAGCUGAGUCACCAAAUACGGAUACUAAACCUGAAAUUGUGGCAGUACAAACAGAGGUCCUUCCAGAAAAAGAACCAAACGCAGAAGCAGUAGAAGAUACACCACCUGAAAUAGUUAAUGCUUCAACUUCUAAAGAAACUGCAGCUGAGGUUUUGCAACCAGAGGAAGAAUCUUCAGUUCCACAACCAGAAGAAAUAGCAAAGGCUACAGCUCAACAAAUUACUGAAGAAGCGAUUUCUUGUCUUGAAGAAUCUCAAAAAGCUGAUGAAAUAGUUCUAAUAGAAGAAACUUCUGCAAUCAAACCAAUUACAACUGAUGAACCUUUGGAACAAAGCGAAGAUGCAGUUGAAGUAAGAAGUGAAUCAACAAAAACUGAAGAUAACAGUGAAACUAUUCAAACUGUCGAAUUACAACAAGAAGUUCAAAGUAGCGAUUUAAAAGACGAUAAAGGCACAACCGAACAAACAGAAGAGACUACACCAGCUACAGCAGAUACAGAAAAAUCAGAGCCUCUAGGCACAACUAUAUCUGAAGAUGUAAAAGCAUCAGUAAAAGCAUCUUUGGGUGAAGAAACCUUAGAAAACCAAAACCUGAUUACGGAAGUUAGAAAAGACUCCGUAACGGAUGAUAUAGUUGAAUUGAAAGAACCAUCUUCAGAAGCUGCAGUAGUUAGUGAAACAAAUGAAGUAGAAUCGGUUAAAAAAGCUACGGAAGAACCCUUAAAAACUUAUAUCAUUGAGGUGAAAGAACCAUCUUCAGAAGCUGCAGAAGUUACAGAAACAAAUGAACAGGAAUCUGUAACGGAAGUCAAGGAAGAACUCGUAGAAACUGAUGCAACCGAAGUAGUAAGUGAAGCAAAUGAACAAGAACUGGUAACCGAAGUUAAGGAAGACUCCGUAAAAACUGAUGUAGUUGAAGCCGCAGCAGAUAGUGGAACCAAUGAACAAGAAGUAGUAACGGAAGUUAAGGAAGACUCCGUAAAAACUGAUGUAGUUGAAGCCGCUGCAGUUAGUGAAACAAAUGAGCAGGAACCGGUUGCGGAAGUUAAAGAAGAACCUGAAAAAACUGACACAGUUGCAGUAAAAGAAUCAUCUCCAGAAUCUGCAGCAGUUAGUGCACAAGAACUGGUAACGGAAGUUAAGGAAGAACCCGUAAAAUCUGAUAUAAUUGAAACCGCAGCAGUUUGUGAAAUAAAUGGAAGAGAACUGGUAACAGAAGCUACGGAAGAACCCGUAAAAACUGAUAAAGUUGACGUGAAAGAACCAUCUUCAGAAGCUGCAGCAGUUAGUGAAACAAAUGAACAAGAAUCGGUAACGGAAAUUAAGGAAGAUACAGUACAAACUGAUGUAGUUGAACCCGCAGCAGCUAGUGAAACAAAUGAACAAGAACUGGUAACGGAAGUUAAGGAAGAACCUGAAAAAACUGACACAGCUGAUGUGAAAGAAGAAACCGCAGCUGUUAGUGAAACAAAUGAGCAAGAACCGGUAACGGAAGUUAAGGAAGAAACCAUAAACACAGAAAUAGUUGAAGAGAAAGAGUCAUCUUUAGAAGUUGCAGCAGUUAGUGAACCAAAUGAAGCAUCUAAGCCUGUUGAACCUCUUGAGGCAUCUACUGUGGAAGUUACACCUUCUGAAAAUAUUAAUGAACCAGCGGUAUCUUCGGUUGUUGAAGACGUUAAUGAAGUAAUUGAAACGCCUAAAGCUGAAGAAUCAACAGAUAUUUCUCCCAAUGAAUCAAGCUCCAAAGAAGAUUCCCAAGUUAAUUCAAUUAAAGCUUCUGAAGUUGAAACAAUUCAAAGUGACAUUACUAAUGAACCUGAACAAUCUCUAGAACAAAUUUCAGUCCAAGAAGAUAAUCAACAAAAAGCAGACUCAGAAGUUGUUCAACCAUCAGUUGCCGAAGCAGAUGACGAUACUGAUUCGGAAGCUUCAUUUGUGUCCGCCACCGAAGAAGAGCUUGCAGAGACUAAAAACUUAAUAGAAACUGCAGCGAUAAAAGAGUUACCGGAAGUCAAAACGCAAAAGAGUGAAUUAGUAAAGGAAGUAUGGAAAUCCUUGGAAACUGAAAAAGAAGAAUUAGAUGAAUCUUCAAUACCUCAAAAACUAGAAGAUAUUUCAAUUAUUCAAGAAAAACUAACCAAUAUAAUAGAUGCACUUCAACCUGAAGAGUCAUUAACAACCACUGUUGAAUCCAAUGUUGCUGAAGAAAAACCAGCAGAUAAAGACACUAAAGAACCAAAAAUUGAGAUUUCUGAUGAAAAUAAAAAAGAUCUAACUGAAAAGAUAGAAGAAGAAUUUGCUGAUGCGAUACCAGAACCUGUUGACGAAUUGAUUACUCCAACAAGCUCCGAAGAUUCAACUGGAACAGCUAAAGAAGUCCCCAUACAACCAACGAUAUCUGAAGUCAUUACAUCUAAUUUAAAAGAAGAUGCAAAAUCAAGUGAAACAAUCGCUAAUUCUUCACCAGAUGAAAUGGUUGAACAAAAAGAAGUCCCCGUGAAAGAUGAUAAACUAAAUUUCGAGAACGAAACGGUCCUAGCAAAACCAGCCAAUGAUGAAAUUUGUUCCUCUAGUGAAGCACAACCCACUGAAGAAAUUGAAGUUGAAACUAAGCCUUCGGAAACAAUUAAGGAAAUCGAUGCAGCACAAACAUCUACAGAAGUUACUGAAAUCGUUGAAUCAAAAGAAAUUGAGCCAAUGGUGGUAACCAAAACACCUCCAAAUUCAUUAGAUUGUGCUGAUGCUGCAAUACCUGACGAUAAAACAACACCCCCAUUUGCAAUCCUCAAUGCAACAUGCAAAAUAAUAACGCACCCACCUUUAGAAAAAACUGAAUCUCUGAUUCAGUCCGCACAAUACCUCUACGAAAAAAUGUCAGACCCAAUUUUGGAAACAACUCCUGACAUAAAUGCCCCCAAUCUUGCCGAAGAACUUCGAAUGGCUGCCGAUGGAAAUGAAGAUACAAAAGAAUUACCCCCCAACUCUGAACGUGUGAUCCCUCAAAGUAAACCAUGUGAAAGUCUUUGCUUUACAACUGAUCCGCAGCCAUCACCAAUUGCAAGCGAUUCUAUUGCAACAACAGAACAAUCGAACGCACAAGAUGCCUCCUCCGCCCAAGGUAAACAUAUCAGUCAACUUGCCAAGCAGCAUAUAUUUGCCGAGCAAUCUGCGAGAAAACCAUCAAAAUCUAAAACCAGUGGUAGCAGAUUUCGGAAUUUAACACUCCAAGACAGACGCUUUUUAGCUGAAUUGGAAAAACGUCGCAAACAACGAGAGCUCAUUCAGAAUUACUUAGAUUCUUUAGAUAGCAUUGAUAUCCCAAGUUAUCUUAAUGAAGAUUUGUACCUUUUUGAAAGUAAAUGUUCCAUAGAACGAUCCCCUUAUAGUUUGUUUAUCGAACCAUCCGACUUAUGCAUUGUAGGCGCCACUAGUACAUCACCACCAAACGCCAAUUCGCAUUUUCUAAAAACUAACAUUCUCUUCUCAGAUCGGAUAAGUUCUGAAUCAAAUUGUACAGACGAUAAUAGCACAACAACGGUAAUUGAUACAUUCGGUUCGAUGGAGUCUCGAUCAUCUAGUUCGGACUCAGGUGAAGAAUUCAGCCCAGAUGAUAAUAAUUCUUCGACGACGACAACGACUGACCGCGGUGAAAGUUCUGCUACUGCUACCACUGAUAAUACCAGUAUUAUAACUACUAACAAUGCUACUAACCAAUCGCACAUUUAUUCACAACCACCACCACUACCACUGCAACCACAACCCGAGCUUAGACCAGAGUCAGCAUGUUCCAAGUUGCAUGAGACCCGGCCUUCUACUGGGGGAAACGAGGAACAUGUUGAUGAUGAUCCAUUGAAACAUUUAGUACCAGGUUCGAUAGCCGAACGUGAAUAUAAGAAAUGGUAUAACGCGGUUGACAUGCCAAAUAAUCCGUAUUCAGUGGAAGCUCUUAGACGCAGAUUGAGCACCGGCGGACUUGAUCGAGUAUUGGAUCUGCCAAAUAUCAGUCCGUGUGUUGAAGAUAAGCCACUGCAGCUUUGUGAAAAUCAAAGCCCGGAUGCAGAUAUUAAGGGUCAGGAAAGGGAUUAUGCAAGAUACAGCAGAGACUAUUACAUCAAUGAUGCCAAACAUGCCAGUGGAAUAACAAAGAAGAGUCCAACUUCACCGCCGGAAAUAUCUUCACCAACACCAACAACUGCAUCAUCAAUCGAGGUAAUUCGUAAUGGAUUUGAGAAUAGAAAUACAAAAGAUUGGACCCUAUCCACUCCAGUGCGUCGAAGUACGUCAUUAAAAUAUCCCAAACAAUUUCGAUCUAGUGUUAUCCCUAAAACCCAUAACAACACCAAUAACAACAACGAUGAUGAUGAUGGUGAUUACGAGUAUGAUAAUGAUGAUGAUACAAAAUCACAUUACUCAUCAAGAAGUCUUCGAACCAAAUCUUUUAAUCAACAACGAACAUCACCUAGUCCCAGUGUUUUAACACAUUUUGAAAAACAAUUAUUGCACAAAGAUUUGAAACGCAAUAGUUUUCGUGCCAUUUCAUCAACGACUAAGGAUUUUGUAUUAAAUCCAAUAUUCGAUCAGAAUGAAUUUUUCAAAGAUACAAAAUUAACAGUACGAAAGGAUAGUAAUAAUUUAUCAGAUGGUGAUACGGCGGAUUCCGGGGUGGAUAGUUGUUUAAAUGGGGUACCGGGAGAUGGCACUAGAACGAAUCUUUUAUUUCUCCGGGAAAGUGUAGAAAGCACGACCGUUGAAGUAACAACACCCGUCAGAGAACUGUGCCAUAAGCUGGAGAAACAAUCCAAAGUAGAUGCAGACAUCUAUUUAGCUACUCCAGUUCAUGUAAUCGAAGAUAUCCCAGAGGCAUUUGCGGAAAAGAAUGCCACCAUUCAGUCAAUUGGAACAACCAUAACUUCACUAACUACGGAAGCUGUUAGCAAACUUUCUAGCGAUUCAAGUUCUGUUUUGACAAAUGCAAGUCUAACACCCAGUGAAGAUUCCGAUACAAUUCGUAUUUAUGAUCUGAAGAAACAAGAAACGCGACUUGUCAAAGAAACAACUCACACAACAACAAUAACAGUAGCCAAAUCGCCAGAUGAGAAGAAAGUUCGUCCCACAGAAUUGGAUAUAACACCGACACUGGCUCCACCAAUAGCCACGAUAUCAUCGAAAAGUUCUACACCAACUUCGUUUAAAUUCUUACAGCCAAAAAGGAAGCUAAUUAAUCCUAGUCAAGUGUUGUCCAUUGAUCUGGAUACCACCCCUAUAACGCCAUGUACACCUGAGAAACCUGUAAUCGAAGCGGAAGUAGCCCAUGCAAUGCCAUCAGUAAAGGCUUUGGCUAAGGCCUUCCUUAUGACUUCGACAACUUCAACGUCAGAAAAUAAAUGGCGCAAGGUAAGUGUACUUAACAGGCUCCAAGGACCAGAAGCAGGAAUAUCUCAUUCUUUUGUUAAGGCCCGAGCAGGAGCAAAGUCACCCCUGCAGUUUUUCAAACUAACAACUCAAACGGCAGCAGCAGCCAGUACCAGCAAAGUAACUCAAAAACAGCUAGAACCAAUGGUACCGGAUACAACUAGUCAAGGAUCCGAGGAUGCAACAAUUGCUUCGGAUUUGUCAUCUCUCGAAACAGAUCCACCAUCAAGAAUUGACGGCGAUACAGAAGAUGAGAAUCAGGAAAGAGUAGUACUAUCAGGAUGUUUGAGGAAUAAUAUUGCUUUCUUUGAGAAUUUAAAGAAUAAGUAAAUAUUUUUUUGUUUGUGUAAGGACAUAGAAUUUUAUGUCGGAUUGGUUAAGCCUGUUUACUUAGGAUAUUUUUGUUUAGAUAUCUUCAUACAAAUUUUUUGAUAAAUGAAGAUAUAUUGAAGCUGAAAAGAAGUAAUAUAUUAUUACUAGAACAUCCUGUAGAAAACAAACUUUAUAUAUAUAUAGAUAUUUAUAAUCAAGAAAAAAAAGAAAACUGUAUUAGUGCCAUUGGAAUAUUAUUAUUAUUAUUAUUAUAAUGGAUAUUAUAUGUGCCCUUUAUGUCAAUUUUAUAUACCUUAAAAAAAUGUAUCUAACCUAUAGACAAAAAAAAAAAACAAUCUUUAAUGGAGAUCAUAAUUUAUUUUAUAUACCAAAGAUGAUCGCCAAAUAAAAGCCUUUAAAAGGCGCCAAAUAGAUCAAAAUUUUAAAUUAAUAGAUUUACAUAAAAAGUUAAGCUGAUACAAAUAAUAAAAACAUAUAUAUUUAAAUA